Molecule: messenger RNA, 6675 nt
Organism: Trachemys scripta elegans
Lineage: Eukaryota; Metazoa; Chordata; Testudines; Emydidae
Gene: GLIS2
Product: GLIS family zinc finger 2
Exons: 7
Coding region: 823-2469 (548 amino acids)
Biological process (GO): regulation of transcription by RNA polymerase II; smoothened signaling pathway
Cellular component (GO): nucleus
Molecular function (GO): RNA polymerase II cis-regulatory region sequence-specific DNA binding; DNA-binding transcription factor activity, RNA polymerase II-specific
Source: RefSeq, a predicted model, not a curated record
CAGCUCCCAGGGUUUGGUUCAGCCUUGAAAUGGAGAAUUUGUCUGAAACUGAUCAGCGCUGGUCAAUUUCAGACAGCUCCGCAGGGCUGCAAUAAAUCACGCUGGGAAAUAACACCCCCCUUCACACCCCCAUCCAUCCAUCCAUCCACCCACCAUCCCUUUCUCCCUCCCUCCCUCUCCUCUUUUCCCCUGAAACAGGCGAUCACCUCUGAUCCGCAGCCUUUUCCUUUCAAACCACUCACUCCCCCCCCCCAAAAAAAGCCGGAGGAGGAGAAGAGACGCUUCCAUCUCCCCACAGCCCCUGCUCGCUUUGCGCCGCAAGCCCCCUCCCCACCUAGGAGCCUGCCGCCUGGAAGCAGAGACCAGCCCCUCCACCCUCCUUCCCCAGAACGGAGAGACACAAAUCCAGCGCUAGAGGCAACGGCAAACAUCCCUGAUCUCCGGAGCUGCAGAUGUGGCGGAGCAGCCGACGGCCCAGGCGCUGGGGGUGUUCCAGGGAAAGCAGCUCUUUCUUCUUCCAGGCGAGCUCCCCAUUUGCUUCGGCUCCCGGGGCCCCGUGGAAACCUGUCCUCCCUGCUUCACCAAUUUGCAGUCUGCUGUGAAAAUUCCGGUACGAUCCUCCGACACCCCCCUCCAUCUCAACCCCCGCAGCAGGCAAGAGACACACAAAGCGGCGAGGAGCAGAGGCUUGUCUCCCCCCUCCCCCGUAGAAAAGGUUGCCUGGGCACCCUGCCCCUGUCCCCGGGCUGCAGGGGGAGCAGGCCCCAGAGGACACCGUCUGCUCCCUGCCGGAGGACGCUGCUGGUGGCCAAGCCGGGCACCAUGCACUCCCUGGAUGAGCCCCUCGACCUCAAGAUCAGCAUCUCCAAGCUGCGGGCAGCACGGGAGAAGCGGACACUGGGCAGCACCAAGCACCGGGGCUUGCACCGCGAGCUCAAGAGCCAGGAUGAUGAUGCCGCAGCAAUGGGCCCCGGCUCGCCUGGCUCCCCGCUGGCCGGUGAGAGGGGGAGGGGCGUCCAGGGCCCCACCCGGGGGGACCGCCUUCCUGCACCCUCUGGUCCCCUGCUGCCCUCCAAGUACCACGACAAACGGGACGCUCGCUUCUCCUCGACGCCCCUGCUGGACCUCAGCCUGUCACCCCCAUCCGGCCUGGACUCCCCCGGUGGCAGCACCUCGCUGUCCCCUGAGCGGCAGGGCAGCGGGGACCUGCCCAUGGUCCCCAACCCCCAUGAUUUCCCAUCCCUGCGCUACAUCGACGGCCUCCCGAGCUCCUUCCAGUUCUUCCUGCCCCUGGGCUCAGGCGGCGCCCUGCACCUGCCAGCCUCGGCCUUCCUCACCCCCGCCAAGGAGAAGCGCCUCUCCCCGGAGCUGCCCCUGCCGCAGCAGCUGGUGUGUCGCUGGGCCAAGUGUAACCAGCUCUUCGACCUGCUCCAAGACCUGGUGGAUCACGUCAACGACUUCCACGUCAAGCCGGAGAAGGACGCGGGUUACUGCUGCCACUGGGAGGGCUGCGCGCGCCAUGGCCGGGGCUUCAAUGCCAGGUACAAGAUGCUGAUCCACAUUCGCACCCACACCAAUGAGAAGCCUCAUCGCUGCCCAACCUGCAACAAGAGCUUCUCCAGGCUGGAAAAUCUUAAAAUCCACAACCGCUCGCACACAGGCGAGAAACCCUACAUGUGCCCCUACGAGGGCUGCAGCAAGCGCUACUCCAACUCCAGCGACCGCUUCAAGCACACGCGCACCCACUACGUGGACAAGCCCUACUACUGCAAGAUGCCCGGCUGCCACAAGCGCUACACGGACCCCAGCUCACUGCGGAAGCACAUCAAGGCCCAUGGCCACUUUGUGUCCCACGAGCAGCAGGAGCUGCUCAAACUCCAGCAGCCUCCCAAGACCCCCGUCGCCUCGGCGGAAGUGCCUUACGUCAACGGGGCGCAACUCAUCAUCCCCAACCCGGCCGCCCUCUUUGGCGGGCAUGCGCUGCCCGGCCUGGGAGCCUCUCUGCCCAUCCCCCUGGCCCCGGGUCCCCUGGACCUCAGCACCCUGGCCUGUGGUGCCGUGGGCUCUGCUGCGCUGUCGGGGCUGCCCAGCCCCGUGCUGUCCCUCAAUGGGGCGCCACUCAACUUGGCCAAGAGCCCCUUGCUGGCAUCUCCCUUUGGGGCUAGCGGGCUGGGGCUGCCAGUGGUGUCCCUGCUUGCUGGCAAGACGGACGUGGAGAAGUGCCAGAUGGGUGACACCAGGGUGGCCAAAGCGGGCAAAGCUCAGGGGCUCGAGAGCCGCAAAGACUCGUGUGACAGGACUGAGCGGGCCCGGCUCAGGCGUGCUCCAGAGAGCCUGCCGCUGCUGCCCGGCGCAGUACUGGACCUGUCCACCAGCGUGAGCUCUAUGGGCAGCCCUGAGGCCCUGCCGCCCGGCUGGGUGGUGAUCCCCCCUGGCUCCGUCUUGCUGAAGCCGGCUGUGGUGAACUGAGUGAACGAAGCCCAGAUGCAAGACAAGGCACCACCUUGGCCCGAGUCUUGAUGGGUGAAUCCGCCAGCGGGGUGGCGGGGAGCCGGACCUCCUGCCCCCUUCCCCUGCGACUGCCGCUUGGGUCUCGCUUGGACCCUUCACGAAAGAAGAGUUUGACUCUUCUGAGAAUAGCAAUAAUCCCCAUCCCAGCCCCGCGGCCGGCCCGCACCACCGGCCCAGCGCAGGCCGCUCCAGAUGCCUCUUCGUGGGACCCCCUGAGACAGCUAACUGCCCCCUCCCUGAGUCAGCCGCACCCUGGCGCCUCCUGCUGGCUCUCCAGGGGUUGCCAACGCUGGCACAGGACACAGCAGGAGCAGGCUCAUGGCUCUGGCAGGCGCUGGGCUGGGGCACCAGGGUCGGUUGUGGCAGCAGAGCAGGUGCCAGAGAGGGACCAUUGCGGAGGGACCCGAGCCAGGCCAUGGCUCUGGGAGCAAUGGGGCGUGGAGCUGGAUCAGGGCCCUAGGGCCAGCCUGGUGUGCCAUCGCCCCGUCUCUCCCUGGGGGCUGCCUGCCCCAGGCCUAAGGCAGUGGGAGGCGCCGCUAUUUAUUUAUCUCACCCAACCCCCCACUCUGACAGGUCCCGCGUCGGGCCCUUGUCCCUGGUGCUGACCAGGCGCCCCCUGCCUGAGGCCUGAGCCACGCAGCCACCUGCCACCUGCAUUGAGGUCCCAACACCCAGCCCAUGCCCACCCCCAGUCAGUGCCAGGUGCUCAUGUACUAGCGCCCUCUGCUGGCUGUGUGCAGCCCAGUAGCUGGGUGGGUUUGAGCGAUCCCAGAGGAAGGGCCCAUUGACACCCCCCCAGCCUGCGGCUUCUGAGGGCCGUGGCCCCUGGCCCCUGCAGCAGAGCUGCCCCCUUGGCACUGGCAGCCCUUGGCACCUUCCUCUCUGGCUCAGAGUAAGCCCCCCACCCUAGGAUUGGUACUGCCAUGGCAUUGGUCUGGCAGGCUCCCUCCACUCCAGCUCCGGUUCCCGCACACGGUGGGACGCUGGCUCAUUUCCAGGAGCCCCCACUCGAGGGGAUCUAGCGCCUCACUUGCCCCAACACCUGCCACUGGCCCUCUUCCAUCACCCACCUCCCAGUGCCUGCACCAGCCCGGCCUGCAGCACAGCCAGCGCCCCUGGAGCCAAGUGGUGUUUUCCUGCCACCCAGCGCUGACCCAGGAGCAGCCAGCCCAGCCAUGUGGUACCACCAGGAGCCGCCGAAGCAGGGGUGUUCCCAUUGUCAUCCCCCAGCUGACGGAGCUCCCACCAGCCAACUGGCGCCCUGCCCAGUCUGACACCCCACCCCCAAGAGCAGAUCAGCCGGGCCCAGAAUGCACCCAGCCGUCCCUGGGCCAGCGGAGGAGGCAGAGCUACUCACCCGCAGCUGGGCUUGCCUGGUGGUGAUGCCGGCAAGACAAGACCACGAUGAACUUCUGGACUGCAGCCCCAUUGCCCUUCAGCCCUGGGUUGACUGGACUGAGACAGACAGACGGACCCCCAGUCCCAUGGGGAGCCCUGCCCCUGGACCCCUCCCCCGACAACGCAUACUGGCUGAGUAUGCCGCUCACCGGCUCCCAUGCCCCUUCCCCAACGAGGGGGGAGGGCGGGGGCAAGAUCGCCUUCAGCUCUGUUAGUACCUUAGCAUGCAACAACGAGUGUGUGUGGCUGGCCAGCACUGCAGGGCGGGAGUCCCGCCCAGCUGUGAACCCUGGCCCGCUAGUGUCCUGGCCAGCCCAGCUGGGAGGCGGGUGCCAGGGGCAGUACUUCAGUUAACACCCUGAGUGGGCAGACUGCUGCAGGGCCCCCCCUCCCCCAGCACUGCAGGGAGCCCUUGGGCCACCACCCACAACCUGUUGCUGCACCUGCCAAGCCCCCAUUCUGGCCAGCUGCCAAGGUGAGCCCCAUCAGGCCUGGGGCUGAGCCCCCACUGCUGUUCCUCCCCCCACAAGGCCUGCUGCUGAUGGUCCCCAAACUGGUUUUCCCUCCACCCUUUGGGCAGAUCACCCCACGGAUCCAUUGCCCAUCUCCCAGUGACUGGCUCAGCAGCUGCAACCUUGUCCAGCCCAGCCCCAGCCCCACUGCCCGGAGCCCUGGCUAGCCCUGCUCUGGCACACGCCACCUUCCUGAGGUGUGGCUGCCAGGCUGCCUGUGGGCACAUGGCCUGGGCAGGCUGUUGCCCUGAAUGCUCCCCUGGGCCUGUCCUCAGCCAGGGGCUGCAGCAUAUGCAGGUGGGAGGGACCCCAUUAGCCCUGUCCCCCACACACAGAGUAAUGCCCAUGGGCUGGGUGCAGCCAGCUGCCCCAUGUUCUUCUCUGGCUCCGUUGAUGGGCCCAGCUGUGCCUCCCCGCUGUCCCUGCCCCAGGGGGUUGGUUGGAGACACCCCAGCCAGCCCCGUGGCAGCCUGGUGAGCAGCAGGCCCAGUGCCAGGCUGAGACCAAGCGGCAUUGGGUGACAGCUGGAUGCCCCUGUGGCACCCGGUCCAGGGGAGGAGCAGCAGGAGGCAGAGCCUGGCCCAUCAGAGCACUGUGGUUAUGGGUGCCAGUUGUUGGGGAGCAUGAGCUCCCCCUAGCUGGUCUCCUGUCCCCCCUCCCCCAUGCACCUUGCUGGUUAGAAAGCUAAUUACACACAAAGCAUAGGGCCACUCUCACUGCCCACGGUGCAGGCUGGUGGGAGGGUUCUGCUACCCCACAGCACUGGGGGCUGAGGUGUCUGCACCUCCCAGCCACGGGGCAUCACGGCCCUCACUCGGGGGGGGAGCGGCUGGUGAGGUGCUGGGGCUCUGCCUGAGUGAGGGGCAGCAAGCCAGCCUAAGUUACAGCAUUAAAUGUGGGGUGGCCAAGGCUGGGGCCUGAGACUACAGUUCCCAGCAGGCACUCCACCCCUUUCUGAACAGUGCCUACUGGGAGCUGUAGUCUCCAGGAGACACCUGCCCAUAAGGAAUAGAGUCACAACAAUGUGCAGAUUGGGCUCAUGCCAUGCGACCCAGCGGGCUCCUCCCAACCUGGUCAGGGCCUGGUGUGGUUGCCCCCAGCAGGGAGCAGAUCUGGGCAGGGUUGGCCUCUACACAACAUAGGUCUGGAGGUUCAGCUGUGGCCAAAGAGGGCAGGCAUGUUGGCUGGCUGGCACCACAGAGCUGCACUGAGCCAUUGUGGGUGAUGCCCGUGGGCUCAGCCUGUCUCUUCAGCUGGUGCUGGCCAGAUGGCCCCGCGCAGUAUGUACCGUAAGCUAUUCUAGACACUCCAGGGCCAGCCAGGCUGGCCUAUGGACAUAUAAGCUACAUAAACUCUUUAGACUGAUUUAGCACUUUGAGUGGUUGCUCCAGAGCCAAGCUCCUUGAGCACAGCUAGGCCUGGGCAUGGCAUGGCUGUGCCCGCAGGAGCAGGCCCAGGCACUUCCUGAGGACAGGGCAUCUCCAAGCAGCCACCGCUUGUACCCAGGUCUCCUGGCCUCUCCCCCUCCCCACGCUUGCCCCUCAGACACUCCCUCCCCUGCAGAGGGAUUGCUCAGUGCUCGCCCCAAGGGGCGCCCUUGCAGGAGGGGUCUCGCUGUCUUUUCCGCUCCUCCUGAUACACAAGGGGGUCCUGCGUACCUCUCCCCUGCCCUCAGCAGGACCCCUGCUCUGCUGCCACCCUCCAACCAGGAGAUCCCCCUAGCCAGGCUCUAGACCCCCUCACUGGCCACAUCCUCCACCUCAAAAGCUCCAUUGCAGCUGCUGGAGGGAGGGAGGGGCCCUCAGGGUCUGGCUGUUACAGCACUGCAGCCUGGCUGGCAGGGAGCCAGCCCCCCAGAGCCAACGCUUGGGGGGAACCUGUUGCUGCGGGCGAGCAUCACACCUGCCAGCUCUGGGGCUGCCGAGAGAUCCCUGCCCCCUCGCCCCAGGCCGGGCGAGCAGCAUGCCACUCAAAGGGUUAACAGUAGCACAGCAUGUGCUUUGUGAUAGACUAGGCCUGCCAGGGCCGGUAUACGUUUUGUUUUUCGGUCGUCGUCGCACAUUCCAGGCUCUCGGUAUUUUACCCGUCUCUAAGUGCCUUUCUCUGGUAGUGUACGUUCUUUCUCCUCUUGGCUCCAUUGCUGUUAGCAUAGCGUUUAACUAAAGAAACAAAGCGAGAUGCUCACGACUGCCCCUCUCGGCCUCCAGAGGAGAGGAAGUUUAUUAAGAAAACAAUAAAGUGAAUUGACAAGUUG